This is a messenger RNA of Aethalodelphis obliquidens (Pacific white-sided dolphin), 10969 nucleotides long. RefSeq names its product teneurin transmembrane protein 3 (gene TENM3). Gene Ontology annotation, biological process: neuron development; heterophilic cell-cell adhesion; signal transduction. Gene Ontology annotation, cellular component: neuron projection; membrane. The transcript has 27 exons. Bases 72 to 8171 code for a protein of 2699 amino acids. Gene Ontology annotation, molecular function: protein homodimerization activity; protein heterodimerization activity; cell adhesion molecule binding. The record is from RefSeq and is a predicted model, not a curated record. NCBI's taxonomy places the organism in Eukaryota, Metazoa, Chordata, Mammalia, Artiodactyla, Delphinidae.
AGACAGGCCAGUGAGAAUGGAACCCUGAGCAUACUUCGCCGGGACUGAUGUGCGCCCGGAAGGAAUGAAGUAUGGAUGUGAAGGAACGUAGGCCUUACUGCUCCCUGACCAAGAACAGACGGGAGAAGGAACGGCGCUAUACCAAUUCCUCAGCAGACAGCGCGGAGUGCAGGGUUCCCACACAGAAGUCUUACAGUUCCAGUGAAACCCUGAAAGCUUUUGAUCACGAUUCCUCGCGGCUGCUUUAUGGAAACAGAGUAAAGGAUCUGGUUCACAGAGAAGCAGAUGAGUUCACCAGACAAGGACAGAAUUUCACCCUAAGGCAGUUAGGCGUUUGUGAACCGGAAGCCCGAAGAGGACUGACGUUUUGUGCGGAAAUGGGGCUCCCUCACAGAGGUUACUCUAUCAGUGCAGGGUCAGACGCUGACACUGAGAAUGAAGCAGUGAUGUCCCCAGAGCAUGCCAUGAGACUGUGGGGCAGGGGGGUCAAGUCAGGCCGCAGCUCCUGUCUGUCAAGCCGGUCCAACUCAGCCCUCACCCUGACAGAUACAGAGCACGAAAACAAGUCGGACAGUGAAAACGAGCAACCUGCAAACAACCAAGGCCAGUCCACCCUGCAGCCUCUGCCGCCUUCCCAUAAGCAACACUCCGCACAGCAUCACCCAUCCAUCACUUCUCUCAAUAGAAACUCCCUGACCAAUAGGAGGAACCAGAGUCCGGCCCCGCCGGCUGCUUUGCCCGCCGAGCUGCAAACCACACCCGAGUCCGUCCAGCUGCAGGACAGCUGGGUCCUUGGCAGUAAUGUACCACUGGAAAGCAGGCAUUUCCUAUUCAAAACAGGAACAGGGACAACGCCACUGUUCAGUACUGCAACCCCAGGAUACACAAUGGCAUCUGGCUCUGUUUACUCGCCACCUACUCGGCCGCUACCUAGAAACACCCUAUCAAGAAGUGCUUUUAAAUUCAAGAAGUCUUCAAAGUACUGUAGCUGGAAAUGCACCGCCCUGUGUGCUGUAGGGGUCUCAGUGCUCCUGGCAAUACUUCUGUCGUAUUUUAUAGCAAUGCAUCUCUUUGGCCUCAACUGGCAGUUACAGCAGACUGAAAAUGACACAUUUGAGAAUGGAAAAGUGAAUUCCGAUACCAUGCCAACGAACACUGUAUCGUUACCUUCUGGUGACAAUGGAAAAUUGGGUGGAUUUACACAAGAAAAUAACACCAUAGAUUCCGGAGAACUUGAUAUUGGCCGAAGAGCAAUUCAAGAGGUUCCUCCCGGGAUCUUCUGGAGAUCACAGCUCUUUAUUGAUCAGCCACAGUUUCUUAAAUUCAAUAUCUCUCUUCAGAAAGAUGCGCUGAUUGGAGUAUAUGGCCGAAAAGGCUUACCACCUUCCCAUACUCAGUACGACUUUGUGGAACUGCUGGAUGGCAGCAGGCUGAUUGCACGAGAGCAACGGAACCUGCUUGAGUCCGAAAGAGCCGGGCGACAGGCGAGGUCCGUCAGUCUCCACGAGGCCGGCUUUAUCCAGUACUUGGAUUCUGGAAUCUGGCAUCUGGCUUUUUAUAAUGAUGGGAAAAGUGCAGAGCAGGUGUCGUUCAAUACCAUUGUGAUAGAGUCUGUGGUGGAAUGCCCCCGGAAUUGCCAUGGAAAUGGAGAGUGUGUUUCUGGAACUUGCCAUUGUUUUCCAGGAUUUCUAGGUCCGGAUUGUUCAAGAGCAGCCUGUCCAGUGCUGUGUAGUGGCAACGGCCAGUACUCCAAGGGCCGCUGCCUCUGUUUCAGUGGCUGGAAGGGCACCGAGUGUGAUGUACCAAAUACGCAGUGUAUCGACCCGCAGUGCGGGGGUCGUGGGAUUUGCAUCGUGGGCUCUUGUGUUUGCAACUCUGGAUACAAAGGAGAGAACUGUGAAGAAGCUGAUUGUCUAGACCCUGGAUGUUCUAAUCAUGGUGUGUGUAUCCAUGGGGAAUGUCACUGCAAUCCAGGAUGGGGUGGUAACAAUUGUGAAAUACUCAAGACCAUGUGUCCAGACCAGUGCUCUGGUCAUGGAACAUAUCUUCAAGAAAGGGGCUCCUGCACUUGUGACCCUAAUUGGACUGGCCCAGACUGCUCAAAUGAGAUCUGUUCCGCGGACUGCGGCUCGCACGGCGUCUGCAUGGGGGGCGCCUGCCGCUGUGAAGAAGGCUGGACGGGCCCAGCGUGCAGUCAGAGAGCCUGCCACCCGCGCUGCGCCGAGCACGGCACCUGCAGGGACGGCAAGUGUGAAUGCAGCCAGGGCUGGAACGGCGAGCACUGCACCAUCGAGGGGUGCCCCGGUCUGUGCAACAGCAAUGGAAGAUGCACACUGGACCAAAACGGCUGGCAUUGUGUUUGCCAGCCAGGGUGGAGGGGAGCAGGGUGUGACGUGGCCAUGGAGACCCUCUGCACAGAUAGCAAGGACAAUGAGGGAGAUGGACUCAUUGACUGCAUGGAUCCUGACUGCUGUUUACAGAGUUCCUGCCAAAAUCAGCCCUACUGUCGCGGAUUACCUGAUCCCCAGGAUAUCAUUAGCCAAAGCUUACAAUCACCAUCUCAGCAAGCUGCCAAACCCUUCUAUGACCGAAUCAGUUUUCUCAUAGGAUCUGAUAGCACCCAUGUCAUACCCGGAGACAGUCCUUUCAAUAAGAGCCUUGCAUCCGUCAUCAGAGGCCAAGUACUAACUGCUGAUGGAACGCCACUUAUUGGAGUGAAUGUCUCAUUUUUCCAUUACCCAGAAUAUGGAUAUACUAUUACCCGCCAGGAUGGAAUGUUUGACUUGGUGGCGAAUGGUGGGGCUUCUCUAACUUUGGUAUUUGAACGAUCCCCGUUCCUCACUCAGUAUCAUACUGUGUGGAUUCCAUGGAAUGUCUUUUAUGUGAUGGAUACCCUAGUCAUGAAGAAAGAGGAGAAUGACAUUCCCAGCUGUGAUCUAAGUGGCUUCGUGAGGCCGAAUCCUAUCAUUGUGUCGUCACCUUUAUCCACCUUUUUUAGAUCUUCUCCUGAAGACAGUCCCAUUAUUCCCGAGACACAGGUACUCCAUGAAGAAACCACAAUUCCAGGAACAGAUUUGAAACUUUCCUACCUGAGUUCCAGAGCUGCUGGAUAUAAGUCAGUACUUAAGAUCACCAUGACCCAGUCCGUUAUCCCGUUUAAUUUAAUGAAGGUUCAUCUGAUGGUAGCUGUAGUAGGAAGACUCUUUCAAAAGUGGUUUCCUGCCUCACCGAACUUGGCCUAUACUUUUAUAUGGGAUAAAACAGAUGCUUAUAAUCAAAAGGUGUAUGGUCUAUCUGAAGCUGUUGUGUCGGUUGGAUACGAAUAUGAGUCGUGUCUGGACCUGACUUUGUGGGAGAAAAGGACCGCCAUAUUGCAAGGCUACGAAUUAGAUGCUUCCAACAUGGGCGGUUGGACAUUAAAUAAACAUCACGUAUUGGACGUUCAGAAUGGUAUACUGUACAAGGGAAACGGAGAAAACCAGUUUAUCUCCCAGCAGCCUCCCGUCGUCAGCAGCAUCAUGGGCAACGGCCGGAGGCGCAGCAUCUCGUGCCCGAGCUGCAAUGGUCCAGCUGACGGGAAUAAACUCUUGGCCCCAGUGGCGUUAGCCUGUGGGAUCGACGGCAGCCUGUACGUGGGGGACUUCAACUACGUGCGGCGGAUGCUCCCUUCCGGGAACGUGACGAGCGUCUUGGAACUGAGCAGCAGCCCAGCUCAUAGAUACUACCUUGCAACUGAUCCAGUCUCGGGGGAUUUGUAUGUUUCUGACACUAACACUCGCAGGAUUUAUCGCCCGAAGUCACUCACGGGUGCAAAAGACUUGACUAAAAAUGCUGAAGUGGUUGCAGGGACAGGAGAACAGUGCCUUCCUUUUGAUGAAGCCAGAUGUGGGGAUGGAGGGAAGGCUGUGGAAGCCACACUCAUGAGUCCCAAAGGAAUGGCGAUCGAUAAAAAUGGAUUAAUCUACUUUGUUGAUGGAACCAUGAUCAGAAAAGUUGAUCAGAAUGGAAUCAUAUCAACUCUCCUAGGCUCUAACGAUCUGACUUCAGCCAGACCUUUAACUUGUGACACGAGCAUGCACAUCAGCCAGGUACGUCUGGAAUGGCCCACUGACCUAGCCAUUAACCCUAUGGAUAACUCCAUUUAUGUCCUGGAUAAUAAUGUAGUUUUACAGAUCACUGAAAAUCGUCAAGUGCGCAUUGCUGCUGGGCGGCCCAUGCAUUGCCAGGUGCCAGGAGUGGAAUAUUCUGUGGGCAAGCACGCAGUUCAGACGACCCUGGAGUCGGCUACUGCCAUUGCUGUGUCCUACAGUGGGGUCCUGUACAUCACUGAAACCGACGAAAAGAAAAUUAACCGGAUAAGGCAAGUCACCACAGAUGGGGAGAUCUCCCUGGUUGCUGGGAUACCGUCAGAGUGUGACUGCAAAAACGAUGCCAAUUGUGACUGCUACCAGAGCGGAGAUGGCUAUGCCAAAGAUGCCAAACUGAGCGCUCCGUCCUCCCUUGCCGCCUCUCCGGAUGGUACCCUGUACAUUGCAGACCUAGGAAACAUUCGGAUCCGGGCUGUGUCAAAGAACAAGCCUUUACUUAACUCUAUGAACUUCUAUGAAGUUGCCUCUCCAACUGAUCAAGAACUCUAUAUCUUUGACGUCAAUGGCACUCACCAGUAUACUGUGAGUUUAGUCACUGGCGAUUAUCUGUACAAUUUUAGCUACAGCAAUGACAAUGAUAUUACUGCUGUGACCGACAGUAACGGCAAUACCCUUAGGAUUAGACGGGACCCAAAUCGGAUGCCAGUUCGAGUGGUGUCUCCUGAUAACCAAGUGAUAUGGUUGACCAUAGGGACAAAUGGAUGUUUGAAAAGCAUGACCGCUCAAGGACUGGAGUUAGUUUUGUUUACUUACCAUGGCAACAGCGGCCUUUUAGCCACUAAAAGCGAUGAAACUGGAUGGACAACAUUUUUUGACUAUGACAGUGAAGGUCGUCUGACAAAUGUGACGUUUCCAACCGGAGUGGUCACAAACCUCCAUGGAGACAUGGACAAGGCUAUCACAGUGGACCUUGAGUCAUCCAGCCGAGAAGAAGGUGUCAGCAUCACUUCAAACCUGUCCUCCAUCGACUCAUUCUACACUGUGGUUCAAGAUCAGUUAAGAAACAGCUACCAGGUUGGUUACGACGGCUCCCUUCGAAUCCUGUACGCCAGUGGCCUGGAUUCGCACUACCAGACUGAGCCACACGUUCUGGCCGGCACAGCUAACCCAACAGUUGCCAAAAGAAACAUGACUCUUCCUGGUGAAAACGGUCAGAAUUUGGUGGAAUGGAGAUUCCGAAAAGAGCAAGCCCAAGGCAAAGUCAAUGUCUUUGGUCGAAAGCUCAGGGUUAAUGGCAGAAACCUCCUUUCAGUUGACUUUGAUCGAACAACAAAGACAGAAAAGAUCUAUGAUGACCACCGUAAGUUCCUCCUGAGGAUCGCCUAUGACACCUCAGGGCAUCCGACUCUCUGGCUGCCAAGCAGCAAGCUGAUGGCCGUCAAUGUCACCUAUUCACCCACGGGUCAAGUGGCCAGCGUCCAGCGGGGAACUACGAGCGAGAAAGUAGAUUACGACGGACAGGGGAGAAUCGUUUCCCGGGUUUUUGCUGACGGGAAAACAUGGAGUUACACGUACUUGGAAAAGUCCAUGGUGCUUCUGCUGCAUAGCCAGCGGCAGUACAUCUUCGAGUACGACAUGUGGGACCAGCUGUCGGCCAUCACCAUGCCCAGCGUGGCUCGCCACACAAUGCAGACCAUCCGCUCCAUCGGCUAUUACCGUAACAUAUACAACCCCCCGGAGAGCAACGCCUCCGUCAUCACGGACUACAACGAGGGGGGGCUGCUUCUCCAGACGGCCUUCCUGGGUACGAGUCGGAGGGUCUUAUUCAAGUACAGGAGGCAGACCAGGCUCUCAGAAAUCUUAUACGAUAGCACGAGAGUCAGCUUUACCUACGAUGAAACGGCAGGAGUCCUCAAAACGGUAAACCUCCAGAGCGAUGGUUUUAUUUGCACCAUCAGAUACAGGCAAAUUGGGCCUCUCAUUGACAGACAGAUCUUCCGCUUCAGUGAAGAUGGGAUGGUGAACGCAAGAUUCGACUACAGCUAUGACAACAGCUUUCGGGUGACCAGCAUGCAGGGUGUCAUCAAUGAAACUCCGCUGCCCAUUGACCUCUAUCAGUUCGAUGACAUUUCCGGAAAAGUGGAGCAGUUUGGAAAAUUUGGAGUUAUAUAUUAUGAUAUUAACCAGAUCAUUUCCACAGCUGUAAUGACUUACACGAAGCACUUUGAUGCUCACGGCCGCAUCAAGGAAAUUCAGUAUGAGAUCUUCAGGUCACUCAUGUACUGGAUUACAAUUCAGUAUGAUAACAUGGGUCGGGUAACCAAGAGAGAGAUUAAAAUAGGGCCCUUCGCCAACACUACCAAAUAUGCUUAUGAGUAUGAUGUUGACGGACAGCUCCAGACAGUUUAUCUAAAUGAAAAAAUCAUGUGGCGCUACAACUACGACCUGAACGGAAACCUCCAUUUACUGAACCCAAGUAACAGCGCACGCUUGACGCCUCUUCGCUAUGACCUGCGGGACAGGAUCACCCGACUGGGUGAUGUUCAGUACCGGUUGGACGAAGAUGGUUUCCUGCGUCAGAGAGGCACAGAGAUCUUUGAGUACAGCUCCAAGGGGCUUCUGACCCGAGUGUACAGUAAAGGCAGCGGCUGGACCGUGAUCUAUCGUUACGACGGCCUGGGAAGGCGUGUGUCUAGCAAGACCAGUCUGGGACAGCACCUGCAGUUUUUUUACGCGGACCUCACUUAUCCCACCAGGAUUACUCACGUCUACAACCAUUCGAGUUCAGAGAUCACCUCCCUCUAUUACGAUCUCCAAGGACAUCUUUUUGCCAUGGAAAUCAGCAGCGGGGACGAAUUCUACAUCGCGUCAGACAACACAGGGACACCACUGGCUGUCUUCAGCAGCAACGGGCUUAUGCUCAAACAGAUUCAGUACACCGCAUACGGCGAAAUCUAUUUUGACUCCAACGUUGACUUUCAGCUGGUGAUUGGAUUUCAUGGUGGCUUGUAUGACCCACUCACAAAAUUAAUCCACUUUGGAGAAAGGGAUUAUGACAUUUUGGCAGGACGAUGGACAACGCCUGACAUAGAAAUCUGGAAAAGGAUUGGGAAGGACCCAGCUCCCUUUAACCUGUAUAUGUUUAGGAAUAACAACCCUGCAAGCAAAAUCCAUGAUGUGAAAGACUACAUCACAGAUGUUAACAGCUGGCUGGUGACAUUUGGCUUCCAUCUGCACAAUGCUAUUCCUGGGUUCCCUGUCCCCAAAUUUGAUUUAACGGAGCCUUCUUACGAACUGGUGAAGAGUCAGCAGUGGGAUGAUGUACCGCCCACGUUUGGAGUCCAGCAGCAGGUGGCGAGGCAGGCCAAGGCCUUCCUGUCCCUGGGCAGGAUGGCCGAGGUGCGGGGGAGCGCGCGCCAGGGCAGCGGCGCGCCGUCGUGGCUGUGGUUUGCGACGGUUAAGUCGCUGAUCGGCAAGGGCGUCAUGCUGGCCGUGAGCCGGGGCCGCGUGCAGACCAACGCGCUCAACAUCGCCGACGAGGACUGCAUCAAGGUGGCAGCCGUGCUCAACAGCGCCCUCUACCUGGAGGACCUGCACUUCACCGUCGAGGGCAGGGACACGCACCACUUCAUCAAGACCAGCACGCCCGAGGGCGACCUGGGCACGCUGCGCCUGACGAGCGGCCGCCGGGCGCUGGAGAACGGCAUCAACGUGACCGUGUCGCAGUCCACCGCCGUGGUCAACGGCAGGACCCGCAGGUUCGCGGACGUGGAGCUGCAGUUCGGCGCGCUGGCGCUGCAUGUGCGCUACGGCGCGACCCUGGACGAGGAGAGGGCGCGCGUGCUGGAGCAGGCGCGGCAGCGCGCGCUCGCCCGGGCCUGGGCGCGCGAGCAGCAGCGCGUGCGCGACGGCGAGGAGGGCGCGCGCCUCUGGACGGAGGGCGAGAAGCGGCAGCUGCUGAGCGCCGGCAGGGUGCAGGGCUACGACGGCUACUACGUGCUCUCGGUGGAGCAGUACCCCGAGCUGGCAGACAGCGCGGACAACAUCCAGUUCCUCCGCCAGAGCGAGAUCGGCCGCAGGUAACGCCCGAGCCGGCGGCGGGGAAGCGCGCGCGCGCGCGGGGGCCGAACCGGCGGGGCCGCCUGCCUCUCCAGCCCCAGGCGCAGCGCCACCCCCGCGCAGAUGUGUCUGGGGCGCGAGCCGAGGGGGCUCCCCGGCACCGAGGAGAGCCAGACUGCUCUUAAAAAAAAAAACAACACCCCCCCCCAAUCAAAGCAGACAGACAAAAACAAAACCUUUCUUCUGAAUGACCUUAAAGGUGAUCGGCUUUAAAGAAUAUGUUUACAUACGCAUAUAGCUGCACUCAGUUGGACUGAAAGUAUUGCGAGGAAAACAGAUCAUUAAAGGAAAAAAAAAAAGCCCAACCAUUUUGCCCCGGGCCGUUCUUCGAGGCACUGUGUUUAAAGAAGGUAGAGAUGCAUACAGUGUUUCCAGAUAUUACCCAGCUGUCGACCUUUGCUUACAAGAAGUAGUCUCUCUGCAUAGGGUGUGAUGUAUAUCCCUGUCAAUGUUAGAAUGUGAGGCAGAGUUACUGUUCCUGGACAACCCGACUGCUUCCCCAGUGCUGCUUUGUAAAAGGACAUUGGCACAAGUGACUUCUGCCGGGGGCGGGGAUUUCUAAGGGAUUUUACGAGGCCAACGUGGUGUGCCUCGCGGAGAAAAACACCGGCCCACACAGAAUCCUUGUCACUGAUGAUGAGCAAAGGAAGCCCUGAUUUUUUUGUAAAUUAUGUGAGACAAGUUGUUUAUGGAUUUUUAUAUGAAUUACAAUUUACUGUACAUCAAAUAUUAGUCUCAGAGGAGUUAAUUUAUGUAAAGUGUUUAAAAGGUUUAUACUUAAAAAUAAAACGAUAAAAACAUGUGAACUGUGUGAUUUUUUAAAAAGGAUUGCACCUUUUGUUAUCUGUUAUAGCUGUACAGUAUAAAUUAUUAUAUUGUAGAGAUAUAACGACUUAUGCCUAUAAUGUCCGGAAGUGUUAAUAUUUUUGUAUCAGGUUGAAAAAAAUGUGCCACCUUCUAUCGCUAGACCGGUAGGACAGUGCAGUCCUACGUGGGUGGCUGGCUCAUCAGAGAACUUCUCCUUUCUCUUCUCUUUUUCAUCAGGCCAGUGUCCUCGACCGUUAUCAGCUAAGAGGCACGGUAGAAAACUAAGGCUGGUGGAAUGUAACGGAAGAUACAAACACAAAAACAAACAAACAAAAACAAAACAACAAAAACAACCAAAAUGGGGUGGGAGGAGUUCUCUGGCCCUCUCUCGGCCCUGGAAGUCCGUGGGGAGUUGGUGUCGUUAACCCCAGGGUUCUACUGUUAGCGUUCCUUGAAGCCUCAUUUCGUGAUGGAGGCGAGAGACCCCGUCGGGUGCUCGGGAAACCUUUGUGAGCAGGAAAGGGGCUGAUGCAGUCGUGACCACAAACAUGUGUCUUCAGAUCCAGGGAAGCGAGCAGAAACCGAGCAGUGGUGAGAGAGCCAGAUGGGGAAGGUCAGGGUCCCUCGGCCGGUCUCGAGUUUGGACCCUCGGGUCACCAAGAGGGACAAGAAAGGGAGGCAAAAGCUGCCCUAAGCCCGCACGACGCAGCCUGCCCGGGAGCUGGUUUGAACGGCAGCCUCGUCUGUCUCUGGGACGCCGGGUGUGGCAGCCGCCGCGGGAAAUGACCUGGCAGCCGGGCCGCGCGCCCGCGCGCCGAGCACCCGCACUUCCGUGCGCCUCUGGCCGCUCUGGCUCGUCUCUUUCGUGAGCGCGCAAUUCAGCCGCAAAGAUAUUUGCAGAAAACCUUUCUCAGUUCAUUGGGCUAUCGUACACGCUGUCUUCCUCUAUGUAUAACGGCGGUAAAACAUAGCUGAGUGAACAUGUCGCACAUAUAAAGGUCCAGGCGAUGUACUGGAGAUAACGUUCUAACUGCUUUGUAUCACGUACUCUAAAUUGCACAGUAGGCGUGUUGGCUGGGAAAGUUCAAGAUAGCUACUGAGUGUCCAGUAGCAGUGCUAUCACCGUCUGUGUGUUUGGUAGCUACCGAAGUAAUUAAUCUGAUGAAUGCCGAUAUUUUAGUAGAAUGAAAGCACAGAGUAGCAGUACUAUUUUUUAUCCUGGAAAUCCUUUGGCGAGUAUUAUGAAGCCCAAAUUUAGAAAACUAUGAGAUUUCAAACCACAUACACAUGGCUCUGUUCUACAUUUUAUUUUCUACCUGUUGACAUAGGUGUUUGCAGCUCUGUUCCACGGCGUCUCUGCAGGGCUGCAUUUAGCAUGCUGUAAGUACUUUUGGUUGAAAGAGGCUCUGAGCCUAAAUUCUCCGAAGUGUUUCUAAUGUAUUGGCCAUGGAAAGCUUGUACCACAUGACCGUAGUGGAGUCACAGCCUUACCCUCCUCUUGACGUGGACUCUGGUCCUUCACACUGGCACCGCUGAGUAACAGAUUUGGAGUAUCUCCUGGUGCUUAUUUUAGAUGAAGUCAAAUCAACCCAAUUAGUGUCUUGUUAGCGGGUAUAAUGAGCUAUUUCUUUGUCAAAAGACUUGUGAUCUGGACAUGGUUUUACGAGAAAUAGUGACCUUGGGGAAUAUGUAAACAAAAGACCUUUUUCUAAGAGUUGGCAGGGAGGUGGGGGACUGUGUAAUGAAAAGAAUUCGCUUACAAAAGAGAAAUGAAUAUUCAAAGUAUUUUAGGCGCAGCCAGUCAAAACGCUCUCGUGAUAUUUUGAGAUGUAACUCUGGUCUGAUUUGUAUUGUUCUUCUCAUCCGCCUUCUUAACUUUAUAUGUGACCUGAUUCUCCAUGACUUGAUGACUAUAGACUGCAUCUAGGCAUUCCAAUAAAAGCCAACCCAACGUG